Molecule: messenger RNA, 1794 nt
Organism: Glycine soja
Lineage: Eukaryota; Viridiplantae; Streptophyta; Magnoliopsida; Fabales; Fabaceae
Product: probable polygalacturonase At1g80170
Exons: 9
Coding region: 115-1494 (459 amino acids)
Biological process (GO): carbohydrate metabolic process
Molecular function (GO): polygalacturonase activity
Source: RefSeq, a predicted model, not a curated record
UCAAAUCCUUCAUUUUUCACAGCUAAUCUUUGCAUAUAAAUUAUAACCAAAGUAUUCAUUCGAAUUAAUCAAAUCAACCAAUCCUUGCAAUACUGACAACCGGGGCAAAAGAACAUGGACAAAUUCUUCUUGGUUUCCUUACUCGGUUUGCUCAUAGCAGCUCAUGGAGUUGCAGGAAGCAUGAUGUGUGACAACAUUGGCAUGCUUGAAGAACUUAAAAGCCUUGAGGCCCUGGACAUAGAAGAAGAAAAUGAGGUUGGACUUUCUGACAUCCCUUCAUGGAGAAGUGAGCAUGGUGGAAAAGUUCUGGUGAAUAUUGAUAGCUUUGGUGCUGCUGGAGAUGGAGAAUCUGAUGAUACUGAGGCUUUACAAAAAGCAUGGGGAGUUGCAUGCUCUACACCAAAAUCUGUUUUGUUAAUUCCUCAAGGACGCCGUUACCUAGUUAAUGCAACAAAAUUCAGAGGGCCUUGUGAAGACAAGCUCAUCAUCCAGAUUGAUGGUACUUUGGUUGCACCAGAUGAGCCUAAGAACUGGGAUCCAAAACUACCACGGGUUUGGCUUGAUUUUUCCAAAUUGAACAAAACUAUUUUCCAAGGUUCUGGAGUUAUUGAUGGCUCAGGAAGCAAAUGGUGGGCGGCAUCUUGCAAAAAGAACAAGUCCAAUCCUUGCAAAGGUGCACCAACAGCAUUUACAAUUGAUACAAGUUCAUCCAUAAGGGUGAAAGGACUAACAAUCCAGAAUAGCCAACAGAUGCAUUUUACUAUAUCACGAUGUGAUUCUGUUAGAAUUACUGGCGUGAAAGUGUCAGCACCUGGAGACAGCCCAAACACUGAUGGAAUUCAUAUUAGUGAAUCAACAAAUGUCAUAAUCCAAGACAGCAAAAUUGGAACAGGGGAUGAUUGCAUAUCAAUUGUCAAUGCUAGCUCUAAUAUCAAAAUGAAGAGAAUUUAUUGUGGACCAGGACAUGGAAUCAGCAUUGGAAGUCUAGGGAAAGACAACUCAACAGGCAUAGUCACGAAAGUGAUUUUGGAUACAGCAGUUCUUAGGGAGACUACCAACGGUCUCAGAAUUAAGACUUGGCAGGGAGGUUCUGGAUAUGUUCGAGGGGUGCGUUUUCAGAAUGUGAGGGUGGAAAAUGUAUCCAACCCCAUUAUUAUAGACCAAUUUUACUGUGAUUCACCAACCAAUUGUGAAAAUCAGGCAUCAGCAGUGGAGAUAAGCGAGGUGAUGUACCAGAACAUAAGUGGCACUACAAUGAGUGCUAAGGCCAUUAAAUUUGACUGCAGUGACUCAGUCCCAUGCAGCAAACUAGUCCUUAGCAACGUUGACUUAGAGAAACAAGAUGGCUCUGUUGAAACAUAUUGCCACUCAGCACAAGGCUUUCCCUAUGGUGUGGUUCACCCUUCUGCUGAUUGCCUUAGUUCAAGUGACAAAACAUCUCAAAUUGAAGAGUCAACUAUAGAGGAAGAAGAUAUUCGUCACACUGAACUAUAAGUUUGAUUUCUAAAGAUGAAUUAUACUAUUUAUAACCCUUUUAUUAAUAUGAUUUUAUAUCAAAUGGGGUAAGAGUAAGAUGCUUGUUUUAUGUCACACUUAAUCAGUAGUAGUAGUCAUAUGUUGUUGGAGGAGGCUUGAGAUGAGUCAGAGACAAAUCAAGGGAAGUAUUGGUUAUUAAAUAAUUAGACAUUACAACAAAAUUGAUACGAGAGAAUUGGCAAUUCUAGCAUAUUCCAUCAGCAUCGAUGAAACAAAAGUGACAUCGAUUUUAUAAUAUUGAUUGAGAUUUUAUUUUAA